Mercenaria mercenaria is the source of this 957-nucleotide messenger RNA. RefSeq lists its product as uncharacterized. Gene Ontology annotation, molecular function: nucleic acid binding. The coding region runs from base 1 to 957 and encodes 318 amino acids. Gene Ontology annotation, biological process: DNA integration. The transcript has a single exon. NCBI's taxonomy places the organism in Eukaryota, Metazoa, Mollusca, Bivalvia, Venerida, Veneridae. The record is from RefSeq and is a predicted model, not a curated record.
AUGACUACAAGGGAAUUCCUAAUGGCAUUCAGAAGAUCUAUUUCACAGAAAGGAUCACCAGACAUUAUGAUAAGUGAUAAUGCGUUACAGUUUAAAGCUGCAAACAAAACGCUAGAAAAUGUUCUUCGAAACGUAGUACAUUCCGAAGAUGUUCAGAAUUAUGCUGCAAAUGCAAAAAUAAAAUGGAACUUUAUCGUCGAAGUUUCACCCUGGAUGGGAGGGUACUACGAGCGAUUGGUCGGACUGGUAAAACGAACUCUCCGGAAAACAAUCGGUUGUACUCUAGUUACAAACAUGCAAAUGCAAACAUUUUUGAAAGAAACAGAGGCUGUAUUAAAUUCUCGACCCCUCGUGUACGUCGAAGAAGAUAUAGAUUCAUGCAUAGCAAUCACGCCUGGACAUUUUCUGUCGUUAAACAGAAAUCUUGGUCUUCCAGAAACGGUCAAAAGAAACAAAAGUGACGAGGAAUACUUGCCUUUUGAAAGUUCUGGGAAAGAAAUUUUGAAGUUGUGGAAGAAAGGUCAUAGACUUCUAGAUUUCUUUUGGCAACUGCGGCGUAAUGAGUAUCUCCUGAGUUUGAGAGAAAGAACUCAAUCAGAAUUGAAAUCUGGAAAAGUGCAAUCAGCAGAAACACCUUUUAUCGGUGAGGUCGUCCUUAUAAAGGAAGAUUUACCCCGCGGAUGUUGGAAAUACGGGAAAAUAAUUGACUUGCCAAAGAGUUUUGACGGAAAAAUUAGAUCAGCAAAAGUGAUGGUGUCGUCAGGUCGAAUCGUUAAUCGACCUUUGAAUUUAUUAUUUCCACUAGAAACUGCACCAAAUACAAACAAAUCAACAGCAGGCAUUGAAACUCCUACGGGUCAUGAUAAUCUACAGUCAUUAAAUAGCUCCGCAAGAAAAUCGGAGCGAAAUGCCGCAAAAACUGCGAGAGAUAAAAUAAAACAAAUCUUUGACAAUUAA